Messenger RNA from Coniophora puteana RWD-64-598 SS2, 6234 nucleotides. RefSeq lists its product as uncharacterized. The record is from RefSeq and is a predicted model, not a curated record. Bases 1 to 6234 code for a protein of 2077 amino acids. Gene Ontology annotation, molecular function: ATP binding; helicase activity; ATP hydrolysis activity. NCBI's taxonomy places the organism in Eukaryota, Fungi, Basidiomycota, Agaricomycetes, Boletales, Coniophoraceae. The transcript is spliced from 14 exons.
AUGGAGAACCGCGACAAGCUCUUCUAUGCCGUGUUGGCGGGAAAAGAGAGGAUAACCAUAAACAACUCCCGCCAAUAUCUCGAAGCAAUAUGCACCCAACCCGACCCAGUCGUGUGCGCCAACAAACUCGUUUCCAGUGCCCACGCUCUCGAUCAUAUUCAGUCCGCUUUCAGCUUCGAUUCUUCCCUCCAAUUUCUUAACGGCCCUGCCACUGCUUUUCUCGAGUAUCUUUUUCAGAAUCCCACGCUGAAGCUUAUCGGAGGCGGAGACGUUCUGAGUACAAUCGUUGACAGGAUCGUCGACCCUCCGAGCUUCUGGUUCUCGCUCGGACAAGCGCUUGAAGAAAGGACCCUUUCAAACUCAGCUGAGAUUGGGUUCGCCCAGCUGUUGCUUCAUUUAGUUGCCAUGUCCAAUGAACAAGCAGAAAACCACCGCCGCUGGUCAAGAGACACCAACGUCGUCGAACGUCUUUCCAAUUCCAGUGUUGCGACCGUCAAGUCUAUUGCUCAGAGGAUUCAGGAAGUGUUGAUGGCAUACAGCGUGGGCACGCACUCAGCUAACAAGCCAGUUCCUGGUGACAGGCACGACAACGACUUCGCCGACUUUCGUCGGAUAUCCAUCAUUCCUACGUUACAAGAAGUCCAAUGUACACAGGCGCCGUUUCUCCCCCAUCACGCAGAUCUAGAUAAUACGGAGGCUUGGUCAACCGCGCACACACGUCACCUUGAAACACUUUUUCGCCUCAACAGGGAGAACCUCAUCCAUCAGAUGUGCGAACGCGCCAGCGACCGGCGUUCCAUAGUCACUUCCGGUAGCCCCGACCGUCGAUCACGUUGGGCGCUUGUGUUUCAGUGCAAUUCUCUCAAAGAAGCCGAUAUUGGGAACAGUAUUGUAAAACACCAAUCCCUCGCUCGCAUCGUGUCCGACGGGCGUCUCAUAUCUCUGGCGGAGGUCCAUCGCGACGAGGAGCUUCUCGCACGAACCCCGCCAGAGGUCGUCCUCCGACUUGUGGACAACUCUUCAGUCGAGAAAACCCUUGUCGCUCUUCGCUCUGCUCGCUCCGUCGACAUCUUCUUUUGCGAUACUCCUUUUUUUGCCUUCGAGCCAGUUUUGAAGGCGCUACAAGGUAUGCAGCAGGUUCCACUUUCGGAGGAGCUUCUAUUCUGGAGGAAAUACGAUUCCGUCGGUAUGCCUAGCAUGUACGCGUGGUGGAUUGCCGAUAGGAUUAACGCAGACUCGGGUCAAGACUUGAAGCACCUUCUAAAUAUACCAUUUUCUCUCCGGUUGGACCGGGAUCAAGCAGUAGCAUUAGUGACCUGUCUCACGCGGAGAGUCGCGCUCGUCCACGGUCCCCCAGGUACAGGAAAGUCGCUUGUGUGCCGUCUAGUUGCAAAAAUAAUCCAUGAGCACACGCCUCAAAAGAUACUUGUCCUUUGCAAUACCGACCAAGCUUUACACCAGACUUUGCAAGGCUUUCUUAAAAUCGGGAUCUCUUCUGAACAGAUUGUGCGCCUCAGUGAGCCCAUCGAGAGUCAGAACCCCGGUCUAUAUUCGCAGGAUUACGAGAGGGAGCAUCUCAAAAAUGCAUGCUGGAAUACGGCUGGCGAGCUCAAGAGGAAAUCCGACGAGCAGGCUCACGAUCUCGAACAAAGAUUCUGCCGUUUUCUCGCGCUUGCCAGUGACGCAGGUUCCUGCGAACUGAUCGCGGAGACGCUAGAGGAAGAAGCCGCUAGAUUGAGAUUGGAUGGACUAGCCUACGACGAAUGGCUAGUCCAGAUGGAUCGAAUGAACAACUUCUGCGAUAAUAUGAUGUUGAGUAGGAAGCGCAUCAUCGGAUGUACCAUAGCUGGAGCUGCCAAGUUUUCCGAGAAUCUUCUCACGGUAUCUCCAGAUGUGCUACUCGUUGAGGGUGCAGGUGAAAUACUGGAAGGAGAUGUUCUCGCAGCGCUCGGCUCUACAGCCCGCCAUCUUAUUCUUAUUGGCGACUAUAAGCAACCUCGUCCAAACGUGAACAACCCCAUUUUAAAGGUAGAGAGCGGUGCAGGGUAUGACCUCGAUUGCACUCUCUUCGAGCGACUUAUACGCAAGGGUCUUCCUUGUCAAUCGCUUCAAACCCAGUACCGGAUGAAUCGUGAUAUUGCUUGCCUUGUCCGCGAGCUUACCUACCCCGAAAUCGACAAUGCACCAGAGACACAGGCUCGACACAACGUGACCGGCAUUCAGCAGAACAUUAUAUUCAUCAAUUGCGCCAAGUUCAAAAGUUCCUCUAACGAUGACAGCGAGAUCAUGUCUUCGCUUGCGUCGGUAGAUUACACUUACGAGGUCAAGAUGAUCAUCAAGAUCGUCAAGUAUAUGGCGCAGCAGGGACAUGGUACUGACGACAUGGUACUGCUCACGGUAUACCCUGGACAGCUCCGUACGAUUCGUGAGGCACUUCAGGCGGAGACUGAUCCAGUCCUAAACGAUCUGGACUCACAUGAUCUCGUUAGAGCGGGACUACGGAGCGUCUCCGCUGCGAGACUAAAUAAGAAACCUCUACGAACUGCCACGAUUGGUGGAUUCAAUGGUGAAGAGAGUAAGAUAGUCAUUGCCAGUUUAUCGGGAUGCAGCUUCGAAAGUGAAGUUGAACCCACCCCAGGAUACCUGAACGUCUUACUAUCACGAGCCAAAGACGGACUUAUCUUCUUAGGUGACGCCGAAACACUUAUGCGCUCUAAAAAAGAAGGAGUGCUCUGGGCUAGAUUCGUCAGCUCGCUGCAGAACAAAGGAUAUAUUUACGACGGAUUCCCCGUUGAAUGCGAGGAACAUAUGAGGCAUUGCCGAGUAUUAGUUACACCAUCUGACUUUGACAUUCACUGUCCCGAAGGUGGUUGUGCCGAGCCGUGCGAAGGAAAGUCUCCAAUAUGUCGUUGGUGCGAUGCAGAAAAGGAACACAAUAGGGCCCAGGCCGAAGAAAACUACGAACGUCAAAAGCAUCGCGACACUGAGAAAGAGAAGUCCGACGCGGAGCUUGCCGAUAUGGAACGUCAGCUCAGAAUCAUGAGGGAGGCGCAACGUGACAAGCUAGAAUCCCAGCAGAGACGUUCGGCAAUAGAUGAGCGGAAAAGAGACAUUCAAGAAACUAUCGCUGCCAUGCAUCGAAAUGCGCCCAUUGCCGCCGUCGACCGAAGUCUAGUACCACAGUUCCAAGCUAGACCUCAACUCUCACAGACACCGUCGGCUUCAUCACACCACAGUGUACAUCCAGCGUCUGGAACGUCUUUAGUAGAUAUCCCUCAAGAUGACGCUUCAUCACACACUGGAAAUGGAAUGUUGAAACCGGCGUUAUCCGCUGCACGACAAGAGUGGCAACGUCGUAAAGACUUAGAAGGACUCGGCAACAAUGCUAUCGACGAACUUAUGGAGAUGACGGGGCUUGAAGAAGUCAAAUGGCAGUUUCUUAGGAUUAUGGACAAGAUAAAUGUCAUGAAGCGUCAAAAGGUGGACACAGGAAAAGAGCGUCUUAAUCUGGUUCUUCUCGGUAAUCCAGGGACAGCUCGCCUGUACGCGAAAUUUUUGGCGUCCAUGGAGAUCCUUCCUGGUGAGGGGUUUGUUGAGACGACUGGAUCACGUCUCGCCAACGGCGGUGUAUCUGGUGCCAAGUCAAUGAUUGAAGAUCUUAUCGAAGAAGAGGAGGGGGGUGCGAUAUUUGUUGACGAAGCCUACCAACUCGCGAGCGAGCACAACUUCCAAGGAGCGCAAGUUCUUGACUUCCUUCUUGCGGAGAUCGAGAACAAAGUGGGGACAAUCGUGUUCAUUCUAGCCGGAUACAACAAACCAAUGGAGAGGUUCUUCGAGCACAACCCAGGACUCCCAAGUCGUUUUCCGUACCGGAUCCAGUUUGUCGACUACACCGACAGUGAGCUCCUUGCCAUGUUCGGCGACCUGGUCGAGAAAAAGUACAAGGGCCAAAUGUUUAUCGAAGAUGGGCUGCAUGGUCUAUAUGUUCGCAUUGCAAUCCGACGGCUUGGUCGAGGUCGUGGGCGCGAGGGAUUCGGCAACGCUCGCGCUCUACAAAACAUGUUCUCGAGGAUGGGCGAAUUUCAAGCUCAGCGGAUCAGUAAAGAACGACGCGAAGGUUGCUGGCCCAACGACUUUUGGAUGACUAAAGAGGACUUGAUUGGCCCAGAGCCAUCAAGGGCAAUCGUCGAGAGCGAAGCGUGGAAGAAGCUCCAGGCCAUGACAGGACUACAGUCCGUCAAAGACUCUGUGAAGAGCCUGCUCGAUCUCAUCACGGCCAACUAUUUACGGGAGCUCAGUGAGAAAGAACCGCUACACAUUUCUCUCAAUCGCGUCUUUGUCGGAUCUCCUGGGACAGGCAAAACCACGGUAGCCGUUCUGUACGUGAUUGUCAAGAAUCCUGCUGACUUCGUGGGCUCCGCUCUCGGUCAUUCUGAGAACAAUACCAAAGCAAUCCUUAGAGCGACGGUUGGCAAGGUUCUUGUCAUAGACGAGGCGUACAUGCUGUACGGUGGGGGGAGUAGCUCGAGCGGAGGGGACUCGUACAAAACGGCCGUUAUUGACACCAUUGUCGCCGAAGUUCAAAGUGUACCUGGGGAGGACCGAUGUGUCCUCUUACUUGGCUAUAAAGACCAGAUUGUCGAGAUGUUUCAGAAUCUUGAAAUUCUUGCGUAUGGUAGAACGUCAAUCCCGGAUUAUCAAGAAGACUUCGAUGACGCGCAGCUGCGCGAAAUCCUUGAGAUGAAGCUGAGGAGUCACGAUCUCGGCGCUACCGAGAAAGCAAAGGACGUGGCCAUCAAUCUGCUCAGCCGUGCCCGAAACCGGCUUCAUUUUGGCAACGCUGGCGAAGUCGAAAACAUCCUGGGAAAGGCAAAAGAGCGAUACCAAAAGCGUAUACCCUACCUGGCCGCUGACGUGGCCUUUGAGCCACUCGACUUCGACCCUGACUUCAACCGAGACGAACACGCGACAGAAAAGCUGGCGAAACUAUUUGAAGACGUGGUUGGCUGCGAGGAAGUCGUCAAGAAGUUAGGUGGCUACCAGCGAAUUGCAAAGAGAAUGAAGGAGAACGGGAGGGAUAUGCGAAAAAGCAUCCCAACGAACUUCGUUUUCAAAGGUCCUCCAGGCACUGGCAAGACAACCACAGCCCGCAAGAUGGGGCAGGUCUAUUAUGACAUGGGCUUCCUCUCCUCGUCGGACGUGAUUGAAUGUUCUGCCUCUGACCUCAUUGGAGAGUACGUAGGCAGGACAGGUCCCAAAACUCGAGGCGUCUUCGAGAAGGCACUUGGAAAGGUGCUCUUCAUUGACGAGGCCUAUCGUUUGGUGGAAGGCUCCUACGCCAAAGAAGCCAUAGACGAGAUGGUCGCUCUAUUGACGAAGGAGACUUUCGCUGGAAAGCUGAUCGUCAUUCUUGCUGGAUACGACGCGGAGAUCAACAAACUGCUUCAGACCAACCCUGGCUUGUCGAGUCGCUUCCCCAAGCAAAUCACUUUCCACACCAUGACACCCGCACAAUGCAUCUCCUUGCUCAUCCAGGAGCUGCGGAACGAGAAGGUAGAUGUGCCUAGUUUGUGCGACCCGAUGUCGACCAUACAUGUCAUGGUGGAAAGAGCACUUCGUACGAUGACAUCUUGGCCAUCAUGGGGGAAUGCGCGGGAUGUAAAAACCCUUGCCCGACAGAUAAUCAAUCGCGCUUGGGAAUGUGGCUCUCCUGACCAAGGCAAUGAGGACGUAGAGCUUACGCUCUCGAUGAACGAAGUACUCGACAUCAUAACGACGAGGAUAAAAGAGCAGGCCGAUCGUGUCCGAAACGUAGCAGGGUCUUUCUCUGGCCCGGGCUCGUCUGGACCAUCUGGUCCUCCGAUGCAGACCGCCUAUGCACCACUGCCAUCUCGUACCCUUCCGUUGGCUCAAACUACGACUGCGGAGACGCAGCGUCAGGAGCCGAACCAACGACAGAACCCAGGACCACCGCCAAACGCUCCUCAAGAUCAGGGCGAGCAACGCGAUGACGGCGUAUCGGAUGCAGACUGGAAGCAGCUUCAGCGCGACAAAGCCAUGGCUUCUCAGAGGCUGCAGGAUGAAAAAGAACGCAUGAAGGAGGCGCAGGUGCAAGCGAAGCUGGAGGAAAUGGGUGUUUGCCAGAUGGGAUACAGGUGGAUCAAGCAGACACACGGAUAUAGCAAAGAGGAAGACCGGGGAGCUAGGACAUCAGACGACGGAGGCAUGGAAUGA